AUGAUCUCGUGUGCUGAGCAGUGAAGCCGGCAGGGAGAGGCCGGCAGAGGCCGGCAGAGGCCCGGCUCCAGGGCUCCGGCUUCCCUCCAGCUCUGGCUCCCCUGGGGCUGCUCUGGAAUUCUCCCCGUGCCCGCUGUCGCCAUGCACUUGGCUGGGCGUCAUGGGUUGGAGUCCCCGAUGAGCAGGCAGGAAGAGAAGGAUGCAGAGCUGGACCGGAGGAUAGUUGCCCUGCGCAAGAAGAACCAGGCCUUGCUACGCAGGUACCAGGAGAUCCAGGAAGACCGGCGGCAGGCGGAGCAGGGGGGCAUGGCUGUGAGCACGCCGCAUCCCCUCCUACCUGACAGCCUCACGGUCACCAUCAGCCACGUUCCAGGAGAGAAGCGAGUGGUCAGCAGGAACUGGACAACGAGCAGCCCUGGGCCUGGUGCAGCCAGUGUCACACUUGAGGAUGAGGACAGCGCUGCUGCCUUCUGCCUGGGGGAGCGGGUGGAGCUGGCUGUGACCCUGGAAAACAAAGCUGAGGCCAAGAGGAUCGUAAGUGAAAAGCCCACCAAAGAAAGGAACCAGGGGGCAAAUGGGGCACCUGGACGGGGCUUUGGACGGAGCACCCCUACACAGAUCGCUGCCAGCUCAGAUUCUACACGGAAGGGUGCCCGGGAGCCCCGGGUCCCAGGACCAGCUCCCCGGCGGCCAGCAGGGGGGCUCCCGGAGGUGGUCUGGGACUAUGACCAGUGGAAGCAGGAGCGGGAGCAGAUCGACCUGGCCCGCCUCGCCCGGCACAGAGACCCACAGGGUGACUGGCGCCGCCCGUGGGACCUGGACAAGGCCAAGCCCACGCCCAAGGACUCCAGCAACCCCAGGGAAGAGGGCUCGGCCAGGGGGGGCAAGAGGGGUCCCAGGAGCCACCGGAAGCUGCAGCCUUCACCAUUGCCCCCUGAUGGGAAAGGUGGUACCACUUGGGGUGGGCAACACAGCAGGCCCUCGGUGGCGCCAGCCACGGGAAGCAAAGCUCGAGGGAAGGAGAGGCUGACUGGCAGGGCCCGCAGGUGGGAAACAAAGGGAUCCGAGGAGCCGGAGAGUCAGGAGGGAAGUGAAAGCACCAGAAAGCCUCCGAGUGAGGAGGGACAUGGACAGAAGCAGGGCGAGACGGAGCCGGGCAGACUCGAGGGUGCCCCGACCACCAGCCCAGCUCUGGCACCCCCAGAGGGGCCUAGGGGGGAGGCAGGGGCUUCGACAGCCAGUGUGGCCCCUGGAUCUCCACAACAGACUGACUGGGCUCCCCUCGACCUCUCUCUAGGAGAGGCCAGAGGCCCUAGGCCCGGGGAGAGCGUGUGUGUGCUCAGUCCAGGGCCUGGGGCCCAGGAAAGCUCCGUGUCUGGGCCAGAUGGUUCAGAGCAGCCUCAGGGAUGGACCAACCACCAGGCUGAGCCAGAAGUCCAGACUUGCUCUGAGCCACGGAGAGGAGCAGGGCCCCCACAGCCCAGAGAAGAGGGGUCUGGCAAGGUUGGGGCCCAGCGGGGCCUGGCACCGAGGAGAAGCAGGCCCCCCAGAGGAACCAGCCUGAGGGCAAGAGGCACAGGAGGUGUGCGGAGCAGGACAGGGGGGCCUGGCCCUGCAGGAAGGUGCUGA
Messenger RNA from Trichechus manatus latirostris (Florida manatee), 1629 nucleotides. It is a transcript of the gene CCDC9B, whose product is annotated as coiled-coil domain containing 9B. NCBI's taxonomy places the organism in Eukaryota, Metazoa, Chordata, Mammalia, Sirenia, Trichechidae. The transcript has 11 exons. The record is from RefSeq and is a predicted model, not a curated record.